Molecule: messenger RNA, 1551 nt
Organism: Trypanosoma conorhini
Lineage: Eukaryota; Euglenozoa; Kinetoplastea; Trypanosomatida; Trypanosomatidae
Exons: 1
Coding region: 1-1551 (516 amino acids)
Source: RefSeq, a predicted model, not a curated record
AUGGGGGUGGGCGGGGCGCUCCUCUCCAUCUACGUGGCUUAUCGACAACGGAGAGGGUCAGCACGGCCAAAAAACGAGGAAGCCUGUGGGAGGCCUUCGGAUGAACACGCGACAGCCUCGCGGCGCAGCACUGCACAAACUGUCCCUGUGGAAGUAGUUGCGAAAAAACUCUCAGCUGGAUGGGCUAGUGCGCCGCCUAUCUUUUACCCGCCCAAUUUGGCAGUUAUUCCUAUUUUACGUCCUGAUGCCGUCAAGAACGACCUAGCUGUGGAGCAAAAUGACUUUAUUUUAUGCGAUGGACCUCGUCUGUGUAUGCUUCAAACACCUGCAGGAGACGAAGAAAAUGUGAAAUUUUAUCUGGAGUAUCUUCAAAAUAUGCCCAUUCUUCAAACGUUGGCCACUCAUGGAACAGCGGUAUUGCCUCUAAAAGAAGUGGGCUUCUCAUGUGCGUCGGAAUGCUUUACCCACGCUGUUGUUAUUCCAGAUAAGGAAAUGCUUGUUUUUUUUGGCCGUCACGGGCCAUAUCUACUCUCCUUUGUCAUGACACAAUAUGCGUCAUCCCCACUGAAGUCCGAAAACGGCAAGAAUACGGUAGAAAAAUUGACUCCUGGUAAUAUUCAGAUGUUGCUUGAUGCCUGCCGCGUUGUGCCGUUGGUGGAUGGGCUGCGCCUUGCUGGCACACCAGUGGGCGCUGGAAAGGGUUCUCUGCGGUUAACGUACCGGCAUGGGAAUAACGUGCUUGUGUUUGCCCUCUCUCCCUCGCUGACCGUGCGCCAGAACGUGGAACCGGAGGGAAAGGGAGACAACGACGCUUUGCGUCCCCUUUUUUUUAUCGAGGGGGAAGUUUUACGCGAGAAAAGAAUUGGUGUUGGUAGCGAUGCCCUGGGCGCGCUUGUGAGGGGCACCUCCGUUGAUGCACUAUUUCCGCCGCCGACGCCCGCGCACCCGCCUGUGUCAUCGCUUGUCUCUCUGGUCGCAGUGGAAGAGCUCGCUGCCCCUGUAGCGAACGGAGUGGGUGGGCGUGCGCCGCUCCCACAUGGAGAAGAUGCCAUGAGCAUUGUGUUUUCUCACCCCUACCUCGGUGUCAGCUUCUCCGUUAACCCGAAAACAGGUGUCGUUCAUGAGCCGAUCCUGGCCGAGGAUCUACUUGUGCUGUAUUGGCCUUUGGGUGAUGAAACCCGUCGCUCUCUGCCAUCGGGGCCGGGAGAGGGCGUUGCGCCUCCGCGAGUCUCCAUUCGGCGCCUAACGCAACCUCCCCCGACGUGGGAGAAGUUUCUUUCCACAGAGGAUGAGUUGAGGCAUAAUGUUCUUUUUCACUUCACAGAUUGGACCACGGAAAGGGUUCCGUGUACCAUGUGCGACGUUAACGGCUUGCAGGGGGUCCAACUGUUUGAGUCCAAGGAAGGCCGCAGCUGUCGCACGUACGUGAUUCCACGUGGAGACGUCAUUCUGGUGGUGCGCUGGGAAACGGAAAGCAAAGAUUGGGACGCGCACUUGACGCUUCUUCAGAGGUUUCUCGACACCCUGCUUCUAGCCGAGCCUUUGGCGUGA